This is a messenger RNA of Haplochromis burtoni (Burton's mouthbrooder), 9271 nucleotides long. RefSeq names its product shroom family member 2b (gene shroom2b). Lineage: Eukaryota; Metazoa; Chordata; Actinopteri; Cichliformes; Cichlidae. Gene Ontology annotation, cellular component: apical plasma membrane; apical junction complex; cortical actin cytoskeleton. The coding region runs from base 3954 to 8288 and encodes 1444 amino acids. Gene Ontology annotation, biological process: actin filament organization. Gene Ontology annotation, molecular function: actin filament binding. The record is from RefSeq and is a predicted model, not a curated record. The transcript has 9 exons.
CUGAAAAGGAUAAGCGAAUGGAUGGAUGGAUGGAUGGAUGGAAGAGCCUUUGGGAUUGGUCCAAAGUCAAGCCAGAAGGUCUCAAGCAGCAGCCGGGCUCAAGCUCAAACUAACAGAUAGGAAGCGAAGGCUGCAAGGACUGGUGUGGUGUGGUUGUGCUACGUGUUUAAAAGCCUGAUAGCAGCAUUCUGUGUCCCUUAGGAUAACUGAUAACUGGAUCCUGUUCAACAUAUUCAGACUAUCUUGCCUUUAUCUGGUUUCCCUUAUCCUAACAUUGAUAAUCAGGCUCAGCGGUCACAUGAAGAUUAUUAUCAGCUCAAUGAUUGUGUUCACAUGAAAGUGUUAAGUUCAGGUCUGCUAGGAGCAGAGAGGCUGAUUUUACAAAGGAAGGUAGAACCACGGUGUUAGAAAAGUGUGUGAUGCUUCUCAGUAUCACACCUCUGUCAUGAAGGCGCAGUAGAGUCUGGCAGUAGUUCCAUUAAGACGUUCAGCUCCAUCCACAAAGCUCCAUUCUUCCACACCAAAAAAAGGGUUGACCAAUCAGACUUGGCGCGCAUGUACAUCUUAAAACCCCUGAAGGUUCUCAUCUAUGUAGUUUUUAUGACGUUGCUUAGCAACCACCCACAAAACUGCUACAUUUGUAGCCACAUUUUGACUUUACGGCAUAACAAAAAGAUCUCAUUUAGACCCACAAAACUUAGAUAAUGUGCCACAGCCUGGCAAUCACCUAACAGAAGUAACAGCAGAACCUCAACAUUGCACAGGACCCAUCAAAAAACUGGCUAAUUAUUAUACUGAAUCACAUUUUGUCACUGCUUUAAGUAUAUCAGUUUGCCAACAGCCUGAAAACAAAUUUAAAAAAAGCUGUAGCAUGGACAUAUAGUAGUAGAAUUAAAUUGUAUAUUUAUUGUUAAAGCUCAUUGUAAAGAGUAAAGAGUUUAUCUGAUCUGCUGUUUUCUGGAGAUUUGAUAGAUCAGCAGGAGGUGAUUUCAUACUUACUAAUGCCUAAAUUUGAUCAGGUUAAGACUAAAAUUAGGUUGCUGGGGUUUUUGUAAAGAUACUUGAGACUGUGACUCUGAAUUAGUCAAAAUUGAAGAUGUUCCAGAUGUUUGGUGAUCACGUAUUUGAACAAAGUUUUUGCACUUUUCUCGGCACUGCAUUCGAUUCCUCUUCUCUCCUCUUUGUUGUUCUUUUUUUAAAAAGCUAUUUCUUUGUUUCCCGUGGCGGGCAGUGACACAUCGAUAAGCCCAGCUGUGAUGACGCUGGCACUUUCUUUUGUGUAGGCAGCGUUCACAGCUCAACGGGGGCGAGAUCAGCCCCGCAGACGGCCGCUUGUUUGGGUUCCAGUGUCAGCAAGAUGGUGAAUCAGCAGCAUGUGAAAGGGUGAGGGAGGAAUGGAGUGACACAGGGAGUGGUGAUGUCAUAUGAGUGAUAAAUAAUCAAACAUUUCUUGCAUAUGUCAGUAUCCUGCUGUGGGUCAGCUAAUUAAUUACAAAUACAAAAGUUUGCUCGUCUUGUUGGGAAAACAAAAAUAAAUUGGGUACUGAGCUGUCUCAGUUACAAAGUUGAGCUUUUUAAAGAAGCUAUGCAGAAGGUUCCCUGUGCAAAUACUGACACUUCUGGGUAUGAUGCAUCAGGGAAAAACAUGUGAAAAAAAUCUUCUGUCUUUUUAUUCCCUGAGGACAAGAUUAUUAUGAAACAGUGCUAAAAAGCAGAAACUGACGUUUCGAAAAUAGAAGAAACUGCAGUUCCUCUAGUGGCCACUUGGGGCUUGAUUCAAGACUCAAGUGGCCGCUAGAGUCCCCAUAGUUGAGACGUCCAUCUUUACAGCAAAAGUAAACGUGUUUCCAUCCUACUACAAAAAAGAUUUUAAUCUCUAAGUUUCCCCUUUCAUAACAUCUCUGAGCAAGGUGAAUUUUAUCAUAACUAAUUAAUUAACAACAGUACUGAGAGCACACUCGCCCAUAAAAUAAUUAAGUGGAAUUUAAAUGUUUAUUUUACCACUCUGUGCACUAAAUCCCAAGACUCAUGAUUUUCUGGAGCAUUAAUCUUACCUUUGCAACAGUGUUGUAUUUUUACGUUCUUUAUAGAGUUUUAUCACCAUUUUACAUAAUAAUGUCUCUGAUUGGAGUAGGUGGUGCUCAUAGGGAUCAUUUAUGCAGAAGAAGAGUCACAUGACACGUGAAAUCCCCGUUGUUAUGUGAGCGUGCACAGAUCCUGACGUAGAAAGUGUGGCUUAACAGAAAAAGUUGAUAACCACCUUCAUGAUACCUGUUAUCUCCAACUGUGGUUUUAGGAUUUGCCAAAACAGCCUGGCUGAUCUUCCUAAUGUGCACCUCGGAUUUACCUCCAAACAACAUCCAUGCAUGUCUGGUAUUUGUGGGUUCAAACACUGCUAUAAUUGGAGGCUCACAUGUGCUUUUGCCAGUUUUACAUGCAAUGCAGUAUAACACAUGUUGUGAAUCAAAUAUAAAGAUCAGACGUGGCUCUGCUUUUCUGACUUUUUAAAUCACAAGUUGGACAAUAGCAGAUCGUCUGGGUUUGAAUUAGCUGUGAAAUUGUUUAAAGUUAAACUAACUGGACACAUACAUCAGUAUUGGUCAACCUAGCAAAUUAAAUUAAUGGUGCAUUCAUCAAAAGCUCCCAUAAAAACCUGAAACCCAUCUUUACUGUUUUGCCUCGUUGGCCUAAAACAGCAAGAAUUGGAGGAAAGAUUGGCUCUUGGAAUAAAAGCAUAUACUAACUGUAUGGCUAUAGCGAAGCAGCCUCAGACCUUUGUGUGGUUCCUGUGGUGUUUUAAAGUUGGCGUAUCAAAACUGUUGACUUGUGUGAAUGUUUACAACACAGUAACUGUAAAGAAGCUUAUUUGUCUCAUUUUUAGAGCAGCCGUGAACGUGAUAAGGUGGGGGAUUUGAACAGUAACAUGCCUUCACACACAGUUUUUAAACUGCUGCAGAGCUGUCACCGUCUCCUCCCCCUCUUUGGAGGAGUUAUCUCAGGGUGAGGCAGUCACUCAGCCUCUGCCCCCUCAGUCUGACAUUUGCUGGUAUCUCUGAAAACAGACGUGGACCUGGGCCAAACAUUCCUGUCUGUGCAGCAGUUCCUGGGAAGGACACAGAAGGAGAUGUCAGCAGUGGGAAAAAACAAGGGUUGUGUGAGAAAAACCUUUCAUAGAAAAAUGUGUUCGUUUUAGAGGUUAAAACCAAGAAUGUUUUGAGAGGUUGACAUGAGCCACUGAUUUCUAGACUUUUUGACCACCGUGUUUGAUUUUUCUGAGCCAGAAGUGUACAUUUUUGAAUGAUCACUGGCUCCUGUCCAGUUGGGCAUUUUAGCUUCAGAUACUACAGGGAUUGAGUCCUUUUUAAAAACGGCCUCAAGUGGCCACUAGAGGAACUGCGGAUUUUGGCCCUCUGAAGUUUUUACUCUCAGCUAAAAUUUAGUGGCAUGUUUUCAAAGCACAUCAUCCAGGUAGUGUCACAUUUUAUGACAUGAAUGGCUUAAUCCCACAUUCCCAUGAUCGUGCUUGCUCUGUCUUCAUUUACUUUCCCAGCAGCCUCAGUGGCUCUCUGCAGAGGCAGCAACUCCCAGACCAAACACUAGAUUACAGCAAGGACGCUGGACAGGACAAUAACUCCUCCUCCCCUCCAUUUUCUCAAAUCCCCCACUUUAUAAUCCUCAAGGAAAUCUCCUCCCCUGAGGAGGAGUGUGUUUGUGUGUGUGUGUUCAGACUGGGAGCAGCAGGAGGAGGAGGAGGAGGAGGAGGAGGAGGCAGUAGCUCUUGAGUCAUGGGGUUGUCAGAUUCCUCUGGGUGCUCGUCUCCAUCAGGCUGGUGGGAGUACUCAUGUUUAAGUGCGUCUUUUUUUGUCCUCAAGUGUUUUUUAAAAAGCAGCGGGUGUGGAGAAAUGGAGGGAAAGUGUGCACUGUGAAGCAAAACUAUCAGCUUACACGUACACAUGAAACAACUUGUUUCAUGUAGCUGGAAGAAUGACCCAGGCUCACGUCCUCAUUCCUGGUAUGCCUCGAAGCUGACAGAGGAGGAGCCUCCUGAGAGAGAGGCUACCCAAGCCCCAGUCUGGCAGCCAAAGCAUGAAGCAAGGCCCAAAGAGUCGUCCACUCAAGGAGAUCAGAACAUUCAGCAUCAGCAAACCAGUCAGAUCAGCUCAGUGAAAAACAUGGAGAAACUUGAGCGUCCCUCACAUCCCUACCCAGCAGGUCGUCUUUCCCCAAAUAAAUACACCAGCAGUGCUGAGCCAAUCUGUGGACUGGGACCAGGCAAGAGGGACUCUGGGUUUAGCUGCUUCUCAAGUGGCUCCAGCCCCCCUGUUCAUGACCUUAAUGCAUCUGGUAGAAAGGGAACAAGCACUGAAAGCAUUUUCUUCAAGGGUGUUCAUAAUGAAGGACCUCAGCAGAAUGAGCGGCCCAGAUAUCUGCAGCCAACACUGGGGAACGGAGGCUGGAAGGAGCAGCCAGCAUCUCGUGUUUCCAUUGCAGGGAGACCCAACGUAGGCCCAGUGUGGCAGGUACCAGACAGGAAAAAGUCUCAGUCUCCUCCUCCGCCACCUCCUCCCCUGCGUAGUGACAGUUUUGCAGCUACAAAGGUGUUUCCAUACUCUGAAGGUCCAGCAAAAAGCCACGGCACAUCAUUUGAAAAACUGCCAGAAAGUAACCACCACAAUGGCAUCAGAUCCCAUCAGGAGAAAUCCUCAGAAACCAGACGUAGCUUCAACCCAAUACCUGCCAAAGACUUCCUCCAUCCAAACAUGCCGGCUGAUUACAACCACAACCAGCUCAACCCCAACAAACACUUCUCUUUGUCCAGCAGUGAUGUCAGACAGUUUCAUUACACCCAACCACCUGCCCACCAGAGGCAGUUCAGUGAUGAAAGUCCCUUCUACUUCCUGCAGACUGGAAAGGCUCCUCCCACCAAGACUCAAAGUGUAGGAAGCUACUACCGCAGCCUCCAGGAUCUGCCCACAAAUGCUUUCAGCCGCAGGCAGAUGCCGCACUCUGCAGCAUCCAUGGUAAGCACUGCUACAAACCCAAACCUGGAGAGUGGAGGGCAUAAGAGAUACUACGGUCUUGCAAGUAAGACUGCGCAGUACAAGGCUAGGCAGGGCAAAACUGAAAGCCGGAUGACAGAAACAGAGAAACACCACUGGGUGAACAGCAAUGAAACAGGGUACCCAAGUUCUCUGAAGACUAACACUAAGGCAAAGUACUCACUGCCACAGUCCCAAAUACCUUAUAUUGAAAAUAAGGAAUGCCAUACCCAUUCCCACUUUGGGAAUGGACUUCACUACAACCACCAGACCUCUGAAAUUUCUGUUCAAAGAUGUAGUCCAGAGGAUACUGCAAAGAGAGGUGAAGGUCACACUAAUGACAUGAAAAUACAGUUUCCAGUACAUCAAGUCAAAGAUCACAAGGCUAAUCUUCCAAGACAUCAAGACCCAUGGGUCCCUCAAGAAGACCAACGAAUCACCGCCCUGAAAACUCCACUCCUCCACUCCCUGACUCUGGAAAACAAGACUCUGGCAGCAACAACCACAACUGUCUUGUCCACCCAGGACACCAGUGACACCAUGGCUGCUAGCAGUGGAAAAGCAAAUCGCCGCAGUGACCGUUAUGCCACCACCCUUCGGAAAGAGAUCCAGCAGAAGCGAGCCCAGCUGCAAAAGAGCCGCAGUGCUGCAACUCUGACUUGUGAUGCAGAGGAUGAGGAUGCAGAGGAAUGGAGAUCUAUGGAAGCUUCUGCAUCUUCUGCUGCUUCCUAUUCAAAUACUUACAAGGACCACCUGAAAGAGGCGCAGGCCAGGGUCCUCCAGGCCACUUCCUUCCAGAGACGAGACCUAGAACCCCAGGGACCAGAGGCCUCUGUGCUUAAAACCUCAAAUGGGCGCACUAGAGGACGUAAGCGAUGUCAACUGGCAAAGAGGACGCACUCGUUUUCAGAGCCUGACAAAAUAGACAAAGUGGGAGUGGAAGGAGAAUCCCAAGCAGGCUCAUUUGGGGAGCGGAGGAAGUUCUUUGAGGCGAAACCAGCCUUUUCCAGGCCUGUACUGAAGUCAAGUCAGAGUGCAAACUCGAACACAGACCUGGAUGAGUCGGGCAAACCCAAAGAGAGAGCACCUUCUAUAGGGUCUGUUGAGCCUCCUCCAUCCACAGACCCCAACCACCUCAACCCUGGACAUAACGAAGUCUUACUAGAGCAGCAGAGGCUCGGAACAUUUGCUGAGUAUCAGGCCACAUGGAACAAGCAGAAGAAGUCAUCGGAAGGCAAGACGCAAGGGCGGUAUCACUCAGCGGAGAAUAUCUUAGAUGCAGGUGCAGAAGAGAAGGCCAUCUGCAUCCAUGAGAGAUCCAGAUCUUCGCCUUCUGCAGACUUCUAUACACAGAAAAUUCCUUCUUCUUGGAGAGACACUCAGGCCCAAAAGGGCAGUUUAGCUACCAGAGUGAAGUCGGAGAGUCGGAGUUAUGAGCCUGACAACAGCCCACAGCUGGUCGAGGGCCCCUCCCCAGGGCUCCCUGACCAAAGAACAAAUCCCGCUGCCAUUCCCGCCCACACCACACUGUCCUCCGGCCCUCGCAGCCUCAGCCCCAGCCCUGGUUCCAAGCACCCAGCCCAGCCGCCACAAACCCAGAGCCUCCUGCCGCCACCCAGGCCCCAUUUAGGCCUAGAAACCACAUCCUCCUCCCAGGAAUUCCUCGCUGGCGCCCAGGCAGACCCGGCUGGAGUCCAGCCUCUGUCCAGCGCUGCCUCUGACACCCAGCACCAUGCUGCCACCUCCACUGCCGCUGCUGAUCAGGUCUCCUCUGCUGGCCCCGCCUCGGCCAGCUCCCCUCGCCUCAGAGAGAUGUCCUGUGCAGACGAGAGCAAAGCAGCCGAAGGACAUGAAGUGAAGGAACAGCCGGCUUCACCUUCUCCUUCCUCAUCCCCUCUCUCUUCCUCCACCUCCUGCACGGCCCCUCUGCCUCUUCCCGGGCCCGAUGGAGCACGGUCCCCCUCGCCACAUUUUGCGCCACUGAGGCUGACCGACAGACCGCCCGCCGCGUCUGUGCAGAAUGACUCACUGCUCAGGUCAGAUAGCGAAUCAAAGCGCCCCGCAGUGAUGGACGUUAGCGGUCAGGUGAGGAAAGUCCCCGUGAGGAUCAUUCACGCUGAGAGCAGCACAGGACGCGAGGGUCGAGCCUACCUGCGUCAGAACAGCGGGUCCUGCAGCCUGUCCGAGCUGCCACCACGCAUCCCUUCCCUGGGCGCCGCGGAGCGCUUGUCCUCAUCUCGGUUCAGCACCUACAACCGCCAGGCGGCACAGGAGUCAGCCCCCGAGACCAGUUCACCUGGGCCCCAACAUUCAGAGGAGGACGCCAAGAGAGAGGAGCUGGUGAGGGACAUUAUGGGUAAAGACAAGUCUCUGGUGGACAUACUGGACCAGAGUGGCAGGAAGACCACCAUGGACCUGAUGGAGGGGCUCUUCCCACCAGAGGAGGAGAUCCUGGAGGGGGCCCAGCAGCGCAGGAAGGCCUCAGCUGGAUCCAGACUGCUCACAUCGUCCCCCAGGAGCACAGACAGAAGGGAGGAGGAGGAAGUGUCUGUAUCAGCAGCCGCCUCACUAGUCCCCAGCUCCUCCUACUAUAACACGUCCGCUCCUAAAGCUGAGCUCCUCAUCAAGAUGAAGGACAUGCAGGAGCAGCUGGAGGAGCAAGACUCAGAGGAUGAGCUGGAUGUUGAUUUGGUCAAUAAAAAGCAAGAGCUGAUCUCCAGCCUUGCGAAAAAGCUGGAGGUGCUCCGGGAGGCAAGGCAGAGCCUGCAGGAGGAUGUGGAGGACAAUGAGGCUCUGGGCCGUGAGGUGGAGGCCAUCGUGCAGCGCGUCUGUCAGCCCAACCAGCUCGACAAGUUCCGCAUGUUCGUGGGAGACCUGGACAAGGUGGUGAGCCUGCUGCUGUCACUGUCGGGCCGGCUUGCCCGGGUGGAGAACGCCCUCAACAGCCUGGAGGAUGAAGCACCACCAGAAGAGAAGCAAACCCUGACUGAGAAGCGAAAGCUGCUGAUGCGGCAGCACGAAGACGCCAAGGAGCUGAAGGAGAACCUGGACCGUCGGGAACGACUGGUGUCCAGCAUCAUGGAGGCCCACCUGGACAUGGAGAGCCUGGACGACUACAGGCACUUCGUGAAGAUGAAGUCUGCGCUCAUCAUCGAGCAACGCAAGCUGGAAGAUAAGAUCAAGCUGGGCGAGGAGCAGCUGAAGUGCCUGAUGGACAGUCUGCCACUAGAGCAGAGGCCACUGCUCUGAAUCAGACAAGAGGAUGAACCAUGUAGCAUUUUUAUAUGAACAUCUUUGAAUUGCGUGUGAGUUUAUGACCUCAGCCUAGAUUUGAUGCUGGUGGAGUUGCUGUUGUUUGUUAAAACCAAACUGAGGAGCCUCAGAAACCAAAUCAGACACCAGGAUUAGUCAGUUACACCUUAAACAGCUUAGAGUGGACCACCACUGCUCAUUUCCAGCUCUUAUUGUGAUUCUUGGACUCUCAUAGAGUAGCUUCACAUGACUCACAGGUUAAAAUUGUUCCUUUUUUCUGGGCCCUGGUGCAGCACGACAACAGCUGUUUUACCUUCUAUAUGUCUGACUGGUUGCCCCUCGUAAACAGUGGGUGGGACUUCUCCACGACAUAAUUUAAAGCAAAGACUAGAAAAAAACUGUCCAAAACCGAGUGUUUGGAUCUUUUGGGCCACAGGGAUGGCCAUACGUAGUAUGAACAUAAACAUAGAGCACAUAUAACAGGUCCACUUUAAAACUGUGGGGUGUUUUUGAUGGUCAUUUUUUACUCAGAAGGAUUUGACAAGAACACAAAUGUGUUGUCAUUUGAUUAGUGGAAUCAUGCCAGGCAUGUUUGUCUUGGACAUACAGGGCGGCAAGAUACCUCUCUGCUUUGGUCUAUUUCUCACAUUAUUUUGCUGCUUAACAGACUUAAUUAAAGUCAGUAAUAGAUGAAACCAUUAUUGCGUGCAGGUGCUGUAUCAGAACUCCCCUUUUGGCAAAAUGGGCUCAGAGUGUCAGAACAUUACUUGUUACCCAAGCAGAGGCUGACAAAUAAAGAUGAAACCAGAAACCAUAGACUGUAUAUAAAAGAUGGGGGACCACAAUGUCACCAUUUGGUUAGCGAAUUUCGCUUAUGAAGCCUUAGCUUGAGAUUUUUUGGUGUCUUUUAUGGGCUCAAAAUGUGGUCAUAAAUAUUUUGUACUUGUAAAAAAGAUUUGUAUGUGUAAAAAAGAUUUGUG